CACAAAACCACUUCAUGAUCUCCGCAAAGAGGGCAUCGUCAGACAGGACGAUAGUUUUACUAGUGUAUAAAAAAGUGAAAUAACUUUUGUUUUUGUGUCUGCACUGUUCCUUAGAAAUAUUGGUACUGUUUCACUAACUUCUAGAAUAUUGAAAAACUCGGUCAACUUUCUCUUCAUUAUCGAUUUCUCUACAGUGAGUAAGCGGAAAGCAAAUACUGAGCCCAGAAAGGUUAAAGCCUAAAAAUGUCUGGAAUCUGCGGUGAAGUGUUUAUAGUGUUAAUUCCAGCAACCGAAUCAGACCAGAUGGUUAUUUUUGGCCGGAACGGAAUGCGACCGGCAUCAGACGUAUUGGAUGACGUGACUGAAGUUUGCUACUGCCCGGCAUCUGCUGAAGCUAGCGGAAAAGUUAUUUGUAAUUCGGUAGAAAUUGAUGGCGCAGCCUCGUAUUCUAUGAUUUUAAAUCAACCAGCUGGAGUUUGGGGUGCUGAAAGCGGUUCUAAUGAAAAAGGUGUUAUUAUAGGAUUAACGUUCAGUGAAGGACAUCCUGUUGAUGGCAAACUAAACGCUACUGAUCUUGUUAGAUUGGGUUUGGAACGAGGAGCCACUGCAUCUGAAGCCGUCGAUAGAAUAGUUGAGCUAAACGCUAGUGCUGGACCAUCCGGAGAGACCAAAGAAUCUGCCAAAGCAUCCUUUGUAAUAUGCGACUGCGAUGAAACAUGGUUAUUGGACAUUGUAGGAUGUUUGUGGGCUGCUCAAAAGCUACUUUUAAACAACAUAGCGCUCAAACCCGGACUAGUGGUUGGUAAGCAAAUUGAUCGAAGCUCGGACUGUUUAGCUUCUAAACUUCAAACAGCUGGUAUUUGGGAUGGCAGUGGAGAGUUGAAUUUCAGUUCUUUGUUCGGAUAUGAUUCGGUUAGAUUAUGGCCAACCGAGGAACCAGUUAAUGAGAAACCAUUUGGAAUAUGUCAAAUGUUUGAAACUCUUCGUGCAGCGGGAUUACAAACAAAAUCGCUCUCUAGCCACGUAUCGGUGUUAUCCAAAAGAGGUUUAUCUAGCCAUUGGUUCACGGCUACUCCAAACCCAGCGGAAUCCGUUUUCAAACCGUUCAUUUUUACUUCUGGAGCCAAAAUCUCUCCGCUUACCAAACUUCCAGCAAAUGCUGGGGAAAAACAAACCCUCUUACAUAAAUUACACAGUAACCGAAAGUGGGAGGUGGUCGGUGGUUUGCUGCAGUCACUCGAAAGUGAAUGCGUCGAUGAAGUUAAUCGUUUUAUAAGCGAUCAUUCUGAGGAACCAAAUCAUGAAUUGGAUGAACUACUGAAGGAUUGUGUCGAAGCAGAGGUUAAGUUCUACCGUUAAAUGACAAGAAUAUCGAAUUUUUGGUAGUAUUCGCAUACGAAAUCACAGCUAGUUACUCUAUUAAAUCAGACCAGCUGCUAUGUAAUAGCACACAUUAACCAACGGUAUUUUAUUGCGAUAUUUCCUAUAAUAUUUGUAAGACUUGCCUAGUUUCCAUACAUGCCGAUUUAAUAUUGGUGGCUAAAUAAGUUAACCUAAACAAUAAAUAUAAUUACUCGAAGUUAGGUAUCAAAUAUCAUCAUCAGCCUGCGAGCACCGCGGUAGAGGUCAAUAGACAUGAUUAUGCCGGCGUAUUUCGUGGUUUGUUAAAUGUACUAUAUUUUAUUAGUGUGCACAUGAAGCUGUGUUCAGAAAAUGUUUUGUGUUUAAAAAUAUGUGUUAUUAUUUUGUGAUGUAUAACGAUGAAAGUUUGUAUGCUUAAAUUUUUCAAACACUUAUAUGAUGAUUUCUUUGGCAUAGGAUCUCAUUUUACUGAUUCCUUUUCAGAUAGGAUCAAGACUGCAUUGAUAGUUGAGCUAUUUUCAUUCGUUAUCGCGCAUAAUUACUGCUUUGUUUGUGUGAUUGUAAGUUUACAUUCGGAUACAUUCUAAGAGCUUCGAUAAAUGUAGCCCUUAAACAUAGUAAUAUACAUUCUACUGUAUUCACUCUCUUUACUGGUAGGUACAGCAGUUAUUAUAAUAGAACCAAAUUAUUCUAUCGAUGCAUAUAAAGCCAAGAAAAUAUUAAAUUGCAUGCAAAUUCUA
Messenger RNA from Wyeomyia smithii (pitcher-plant mosquito), 2102 nucleotides. RefSeq names its product secernin-1. Gene Ontology annotation, molecular function: cysteine-type exopeptidase activity; dipeptidase activity. Bases 244 to 1359 code for a protein of 371 amino acids. The record is from RefSeq and is a predicted model, not a curated record. NCBI's taxonomy places the organism in Eukaryota, Metazoa, Arthropoda, Insecta, Diptera, Culicidae. The transcript has 4 exons. Gene Ontology annotation, biological process: proteolysis.